AGUCGAAUGAAGAGAUGACGGUGGAAGCGGGAAUCGGGUACGCGCUGAUAGCGCUGGGGCCGUCUCUCGCCCUGUUCGUCUCCGUCGUCUCCAAGAAGCCCUUCUUGAUACUCACUCUCCUCUCCAGUACACUUCUAUGGCUUAUAAGUCUGAUUGUGCUGUCGGGAAUAUGGAGGGCAUUUCUUCCUCUGAAGUCAACAAUUUGGUGGCCAUAUGCAAUCCUUAUAAUCACAUCUGUCGGAUUGCAAGAAGGGCUUCGAAUCUUUUUAUGGAGAGCUUACAAGAGGCUGGAAGAUGUUCUGGAUGCUUUUGCUGAAAGAGUCUCAAAGCCUCGCCUUUUUCUUACGGACAAGAUGCAGAUUGCACUGGCUGGUGGUUUAGGCCAUGGUGUGGCUCAUGCUGUGUUCUUUUGUUUGAGCCUCUUGACACCAGCUUUUGGUCCUGCUACUUUCUUCAUUGAUAGGUGCUCAAAGAUGCCAUUUUUCCUCGUUUCUGCAUUGAUCGCUCUUGCCUUUGGCACUAUUCAUACGUUCUCAAUGGUUAUUGCCUUCAAUGGGUAUGCCGAACAGAAUAAAGUUGACCAAGUUUUUGUUCCUGUCGUUCAUAUGGUGGCAGCAUUGAUGACACUGGUGAAUUUCGCUUUGGAGGGUUGCUUGGUUGGAAUUCCUCUUCUUUAUGUUAUGGCGAUCUUGACCUUGAUGCAUUGUGGGAGGAUGGUGUGGAGAAGAUUAACAGAAAACUAAGCUGUGACAAUUAGCUCAUAGUAAAGCAGCAUUUGAUGUAAAGUGACCUCUCAUUUUCUUCUUUCUGUAGUCCGUUCUGCAGCUUCUUUAAAGUUUCUGUUAUUUGGGAAGUGCAACGUCUUAAAAUCCAUGUUCAGACUUUAUUAUAAUUUUGUUUCCUUACGUU
Messenger RNA from Rhodamnia argentea, 909 nucleotides. Its product is annotated as gamma-secretase subunit APH1-like. Bases 15 to 743 code for a protein of 242 amino acids. Gene Ontology annotation, biological process: protein processing; positive regulation of catalytic activity. The record is from RefSeq and is a predicted model, not a curated record. Gene Ontology annotation, cellular component: membrane; endoplasmic reticulum; gamma-secretase complex. The transcript is spliced from 6 exons. Lineage: Eukaryota; Viridiplantae; Streptophyta; Magnoliopsida; Myrtales; Myrtaceae. Gene Ontology annotation, molecular function: protein-macromolecule adaptor activity.